Messenger RNA from Scaptodrosophila lebanonensis, 498 nucleotides. RefSeq names its product extensin. The record is from RefSeq and is a predicted model, not a curated record. Lineage: Eukaryota; Metazoa; Arthropoda; Insecta; Diptera; Drosophilidae. The transcript has a single exon. The coding region runs from base 1 to 498 and encodes 165 amino acids.
AUGGCCCACAAUUUCGUCUGCUCCCUGGUCGUGCUCUCUAUAGUUGCCACGGCGGUUCAGGCAGAGCCUGCACGCUUCCGUAGCCGUUCGUCCCGUUUGCAAUUGGCUCGUCAGGAGGCUGCACCACCAGCACCCAUCGAUCCACCACAAGAUGCUCCAGCAGAGGCUCCUUACCCGCCCGCGGGAGUGACCCCAGCCGUGCCCUUCGAUCUGCCCACAGAGACUGAAGCGCAACCAGAUUUGACUUACGGCCCACCUGACAACACCUACGGUCCACCCGCAGAAGACUUGGCGCCACAGCCGGACAACACCUACGGUCCUCCCGAUGCUGUUGAUGCCGAUCAGGACCCAGCACCUACGGCCGACACUGCUGAUCCUAUGGCACAAAAUCUGAUUCAGCCACGCAACAGCCGCCUCCGUAGUCGCCGUCCCGUACCGGAAAAGCUGCGUGCCGUUGAGAUCAUUAAAGCCAAGCCUGUAUUUAUCUAUGCUCUGUGA